AUGGCUAAAAUUCCGCCACUGCUAAUUUUGAAUCUAGGUCUCUGCAUUAAUUUUUUGGUGAUCCAUGCCAGUUUGCCUAAAGCUAAAACUGUUUUUGUUCUAGAUGACGACUUUUUAUUGGACUAUGUUUGCAGAGCUGUUCAAUGCCAAAGAAUACCCUUUUGUAGCAUCGAGGAUUUACCAACCUUGACCAUUACAAGAUUUACUGACAGCACAAUUGCUAAUAUUCCAGGCCCAUCAUCUGCAGAUUCGACAAAAACAACACAACCAUUAUACACAGCUUCUUCAAAUGUAAUAGAUCAUGACAGUUUAAUCAAUAAUCAACCCUCCUCACAACCCUCAGAUAAAGUAGCUCCGGCUCCGGUAAGUCACAAUAAAAAGCAAGUUUGGGUCACUAAAGGCAAGCCAAGUCAAGAUGACAAAGAAGCAACAUAUCAGAUGCUGCAACUGAGAGCAUCAGACAAAUUUGUGAAAAAAUUUAAUGAUAAAUCAUCAGUUAAGUUAGAACUUUGGAAGGAAAUCGCAAAUACUCUUUUAGAAUUAGGAUUCGAUGUGGAUGCUCGAAGUUGCAGGCAAAAGUUUUCCAAUCUUUAUACUAAAUACAUUAAAUUUAAGCAACAUGUCAAAACCACAGGAGAAGGAAAAAGGGAGCCCCCAGAAUUCUAUAUUAUUAUGGACCAGAUACUAGGAGAAAAAGAUAAGGUCAAUUUGCAAUAUGUAACUGACACACUUGACCCUGUUGAGGUCAUUUAUACGUGGGAUUCUGAUGAUGAAAAUGUUUCCCCAGAAAUAGAAUUAAAUACAAGUAUGAGAGAUCAUCAGCCUCAGAAGAAACAUUCAAAUAAGUCACAACCUAGUUCUCAACCUAGCACAAGUAAAAAUGGGGUAUUACCUAAUAAUGAUAAAGAAAAAUCAUCAGAAAAAUCCACACAAAAAAGACAUACCACAACAAAAACAGAGAUAUUGAAUACAAUUACGAACACACUGGCAGUUUCCGAAAAAGCAGUUCGGACGGCAAUAAGCAAGAGAACAGUGGAAGGCAUAGUUCCGUUCGAUAAACGUGUAGGGGCGUUGCCUUAUGCAAACUUGAAACAAAAAGACGAAUUUAUGAGAGCCUCAGCUCUGGCUCACAUUCAAAAGUUCCCAAAAAUGGAGUCGCUGUUUUAUAGAAAAUCGACUUCAAAAAAAUAUUUACAUCCCGACUUAAACGUGAAGCAAACGGUUAACUUGUACCAAGAAGAGAGCCUGGAGCAGCCAAAAUGCAGCUACCAUACUUACUUUAGAGUAUUUGAAUCACUGAAUCUGUCCUUCCACGAUUCCAGGAAGGACCAAUGCAGUCUUUGUUUGUCGUACAGGGAAGGUGAUGCAAAUAAAAAAUUAGAGUUUCAAGAUGCAUACACUGCAAAUGUCGCCGAGAAAAACACUGUGUGCAAAAAGAAGGAGGAUGCUAAGGAAAUGCCCAAAAACAACCCAGCUUUAAUAACUGCUGCUGUUUUUGACAUGCAACAAGUUAUUCAGUUACCUAAAGUAAAGAAAAUGCAUUGUCUUAUCGUCGUCGUUUGUUGGUAUUUACCUUCAGUAUUCACAAUAUAG
Molecule: messenger RNA, 1593 nt
Organism: Ceutorhynchus assimilis (cabbage seed weevil)
Lineage: Eukaryota; Metazoa; Arthropoda; Insecta; Coleoptera; Curculionidae
Source: the annotation of a GenBank genome assembly